AUGCCAUCGCUGGUGGGCGAGCACAGCGAUAUCUCAUUCCGCAUGAACUUGAUAAGGUACCACCUUCGCGUCGACUUUGCGCCCACAGAGACCAACGUGAUGGCCAUCCACCGCGCCUACCUGGCAGAGUUUGAGCAGCUUGGAUACAGGCGUAAGUCAAAGGAGGAGACCGGCGCACAGGGUCCAAGGAUAAAGGCGGUGGAGGCGGCGCAAGGGCCGAGGGCAUCUGAGGAUCACGCCGAGGCCCGUGGAAGUGUGAAUGUUGCCCUCGCAGGAGAGACCAAGGUGAAGAUGGAGCAGACGCGUGCUGGAACAAUCCUUGGUGAGCAGGGGACACAACCAAUCGUCCCGCUUGGGACUUUGGUCAAGGCUUUGGGGUACGAGUUCGCAUGGGACAAGAGAGGCUGUAGACUGAGACACCCAACCAAGAAGGAGGUGAAAGUCUAUACCAAGUCGACGUGUCCUGAGAUCACCCAAUGCGAUGCGCUGAGGCUGAUAGCAGAGCUGGAGGAGGCAAGGCUCACUGAAACUAUGGAGUCGCUUGCACAGUUGAAGGCUUCCAUCAGUGCGUCAAGAGCCCACAGGGAGCACAGCUGGAAGGACGCCGUGCGUGACUACCUUGCAACGGGAAGCCUUGAGGAUGGCAUGAAGGCGGUUCUGGCGGCGCCGUUCAUGAACCAUGUACCAAUGACCGAGCAGCUGAAGGUGAUGGUUGAGGUUCCAAAGACGGACGCAGAGGCAUGGAAGUGGAUGAAAGUCUUCCCUUUGAAUCGUUCAAGGAGAAGGCAGCUUUGGCAGGCCUCAAGCUGGACAGUGCACUUGUGCAGUGGCAAAGGAGUUCGAAAUGAUCCUCUUCGAGACCUUCCAGGCUUGUUGGAGAUAGACAGUCAAAAAGGGUGGAACCUCAAUGACGAGAAGGUUUAUGGUGUUCUCCUAUGGGCGGCCAAGGAGGGACGCAUACAGCAUGUCUUCGGGGCGCCUCCGGCGGGAACCUAUUCUCCUCUACGAUAUCGCCAAGAUGACCAGUCAGGACCAAGGGCGGUUCGGUCGGUGUUGGAGCCAUGGGGAAUGCGUGAGGGCGUGAAGCCGGAGGAUGCCAUGAAGGUCAAAAAUGAGAACCUCAUGAUGUUCAAGAUGGUGUGGCUUUGGCUGUAUGCAGAAGCAGCACAGGAGGAGCCAGAGACGUUGGGACACAAAGUGGGGUUUUGUAUGGAGUUUCCAGAAGAUCCAAGAGCAUAUCUGCCAGAAGGGGCUCAAAGCGAUUCUUGUGUUUCAGUGUGGCGCACUGGCUUCAUGAAGGAGCUCUUGGACGUCACAGCGAUGAGCCUUGUUGAGCAGGGACUCAAGAUGCUGGACAUCAAAGGUCAAGUGGCUCUGAAGAAGGCAAUGACCAGGUCAGAGAUGACUGAGUGGAAAGCGCAUGUGGAGGAACCACUGCCAGAAGAUGAAGAUGGUGAUGAGUUCCUUCGUGAGGAGGAGGAAGUGAGCGAUGACGAGCCAGGCGCCGUGGAGGAUGAGGACAUCAAGGCGCAGGAGGAAGAAUGGAAGAAAAAG
Symbiodinium sp. CCMP2456 is the source of this 1554-nucleotide messenger RNA. NCBI's taxonomy places the organism in Eukaryota, Dinophyceae, Suessiales, Symbiodiniaceae. The record is from the annotation of a GenBank genome assembly.